Osmia bicornis bicornis is the source of this 2082-nucleotide messenger RNA. RefSeq lists its product as uncharacterized. Bases 1 to 2082 code for a protein of 693 amino acids. The transcript has a single exon. NCBI's taxonomy places the organism in Eukaryota, Metazoa, Arthropoda, Insecta, Hymenoptera, Megachilidae. The record is from RefSeq and is a predicted model, not a curated record.
AUGCAUUCACAACAGACUGUCUGCAUCCAGGCUCACGUGCUCACAGCCGUAACGACAAUCCUGCCAUCGUUCUCAAUGAGAACUCCGGAUUGGCCUCACAUUAGAAAAUUGAGGUUGGCGGACAAUGAUUUCUUGACACCACGACCAGUCAAUUUAAUCAUUGGAGCGGAUUUCUACGGAAGGAUCAUCAAGCCAAAUAUCAUCAAGGGCUCUCCAACAACACCAAUUGCUCAACUUUCCAUUUUUGGAUGGCUCGUCAUUGGCCCAGUCAACGAAUCACAGUCAAACACUCAUUAUUCACAUUUUGCAGUUGCUCAAGACGACCAGAGCAAUCUGCAAGAGCUGCUCACCAAAUUCUGGGUUCAAGAGGAAUCACCAAUGGAUAUUCCAAGCACGCUCACUCCGGAGGAAGAAGAAUGCGAAUCACAUUUCUGUGCGACUCAUUCUCGUGAUCACACAGGAAGGUACAUCGUUCGCAUUCCACUCAAGGCACCAGCAUCGCUCUUAGGCAAUUCACACAAGAUUGCUCAAAGAUGUCUACAAAGCACGUUGCGACGACUCUCCAAGGAUUCAACAUACAACCAGCUCUACGUCGAGUUCAUGAAAGAGUACGAAGGAUUAGGACACAUGGUAAAGGCUCCAGAUCACCAAAGAAUUUCAUCAAAAGAGGCCGAGAACGUUGGGCCUGAUGGGGAGAUGACCUUGGCACAUGAUGCUUCGGCAUCAGGAGGGUUGAGGGUCUCUUCUGACGGUUCAACACCUCAGACCUCUGCUCAUUUUCAACCAUAUUAUUUGCCUCACCAUGGAGUUCUACGUCUCGACAGCUCAACAACGAAACUCAGGGUUGUAUUCAACGGAUCAAAAGCUACGACAUCAGGCAAAUCAGUCAACGAUUUAAUGCAUACUGGUGUUAAUUUGCUCUUGAAUGUUACAGAUGUUCUAAUUUGGCUUCGCCAUUAUCACCACAUUUUUGCCACAGACAUCACAAAAAUGUAUCGCCAGGUAGCAGUUCACAAGGAUGAUUGGGAUCUCCAGCGAAUCCUUUGGAUCGAUGAAGACCGCAAUGUCAUCCCUUACCAGCUCACAACUGUCACGUACGGUACAAAGGCGGCUCCCUUCCUGGCGACACGAGCACUCAUGCAACUUGUUCACGAUGAGGGUCAUCGAUUCCCUCUGGCAACGCCCUCGCUCACACAUGGCAGAUAUGUGGACGAUAUCUUUGGAGGAGCAGACUCAAUUUCGGAACUUGUGGAGGUCGCUCAACAGCUGAUUGCAUUGUGCAACGCGGGCGGAUUUCCACUCGCAAAAUGGCAUGCGACUCACCCAGAUCUUCUACGGGCUGUUUCGUCAUCCACACAAUCGUCAGCUCCCAUAUCAUUUGACGACUGCACUACCAAAUUACUCGGUAUUCAAUGGAUGCCUCAAACCGACAAUUUUGGCUUUACAUCCACGAUCACAGAUCAACCAAGUAAGUCCUCAAAACGCCUCGUAUUGUCCGAAGUGGCUCGGAUAUUUGAUCCAUUAGGUUUCGUCUCACCGGUAAUAGUACAAGCAAAAAUGCUAUUACAAAAACUCUGGCUACACAAAAUCAAUUGGGACGACCCAUUACCGUCUCAAAUUGUAUCACGAUGGUUCAUCAUCAGAGAAGAUCUCAACAGCUUGGCCAAGCUAUCGAUCCCAAGAUGGUUCAACACAUGGAGCAAUUCAAUUGUAGAAAUUCAUGGAUUCUCUGAUGCUUCCCAACUUGCCAUGGCAGCGGUGAUUUACAUCACCGUUAACUCUCCGUCCAACAACUCAACGACGUCACUUGUCUGCUCCAAGACAAAAGUUGCACCACUGAAGAGGCUCACAAUACCAAGAUUGGAGUUAUCUGCAGCACUCCUAUUGGCAAAACUCACAAAAUAUGUUCAAUCAACGCUCAAGGUAAAGAUCAAUCCAACGCACCUGUGGACGGACUCUCAAGUUUCGCUCAUAUGGAUCAAAUCGCAAGCAUCACGUUGGAAGGAUUAUGUUCGAAACAGUCAUUCAGAUCCAAGACCUCACUCCAAAUGCGCAUUGGAGGCAUGUUCCAGGUACUUCUAA